ACAUUGAAAACUAUAACUUUUAUAGGUUUUUAUAAAGAGAGUGAUAUUGAUUCCUUACUGGAUGAGUGCAUUAUAAUGAUGUCAUUCAGUAACUUAAAUUACCACUGAUUGGUGUGUGUCUUGAUCUUGGACCAGCUCCAUACAUUAUCAUGCCUUUUAUGUCAAGAGGAAGUUUAUUGUCUUACCUCAAGAAAGAGAGACCUAAUCUUACAGUAGCUGAUACCAGUGAAGGGGAUAUUAUACUGAAUGUCAGAAAACAGUUACUCUCCAUUUGUUUACAAGUUGCUAAUGGAAUGUCUUACUUAGCUUCAGAGAGGUUCAUUCAUCGUGAUCUUGCUGCUAGAAAUUGCAUGAUUGAUGAUAAUGGUAUUAUUAAAGUAGCAGAUUUUGGUCAAUCUGAAGACAUAUAUGCCUGCAAUUACUUCAGGCAACUAAAGGGCAGUGAUAAUAACUCAGGAUCAUCAACAGUUAAACUACCAGUGAAAUGGAUGGCAUUAGAGAGUCUUCAUGAUGGACUGUUCUCCGAAAAAUCAAAUGUUUGGUCUUAUGGUGUUCUUUGUUGGGAAGUGUUCAGUCUUGGUAAGGUACCAUAUCCCGGUCUGGAUCCAAUAGGAGUAGUGGAGUUACUGGAUACUGGAGGACGAUUGCAAUGUCCACAUAAUGGAGCCUGUUCUCAAGAAAUUUACUUGGUGAUGCUAUCUUGUUGGUCUGAGUCUCCUAAUGAUAGGCCAGUGUUCAGUGAUUUGGUUUCUUCAAUAAAUGCACUCAUUGAACCAUUGGCUGGCUACCUUGAUUUUACUGACAUUAAUAAUACUUGUACUGUAAAAGAAUGUGAUGUUUAUGACUAGAUCUAUUAAU
Molecule: messenger RNA, 858 nt
Organism: Amphimedon queenslandica
Lineage: Eukaryota; Metazoa; Porifera; Demospongiae; Haplosclerida; Niphatidae
Product: fibroblast growth factor receptor 4-like
Exons: 4
Coding region: 150-848 (232 amino acids)
Biological process (GO): protein phosphorylation; multicellular organism development; cell migration
Cellular component (GO): plasma membrane; signaling receptor complex
Molecular function (GO): ATP binding; transmembrane receptor protein tyrosine kinase activity
Source: RefSeq, a predicted model, not a curated record